Messenger RNA from Cydia fagiglandana, 1689 nucleotides. RefSeq names its product cathepsin L (gene Bcp). Gene Ontology annotation, biological process: positive regulation of peptidase activity; immune response; positive regulation of apoptotic signaling pathway. The coding region runs from base 143 to 1165 and encodes 340 amino acids. The record is from RefSeq and is a predicted model, not a curated record. Lineage: Eukaryota; Metazoa; Arthropoda; Insecta; Lepidoptera; Tortricidae. Gene Ontology annotation, cellular component: lysosome. Gene Ontology annotation, molecular function: cysteine-type endopeptidase activator activity involved in apoptotic process; cysteine-type endopeptidase activity. The transcript has 7 exons.
CCUUGGCAUAAACAAAUUGGGAGCUCCGCGGAACUGUCGCGUUUGAUGAUAUUCGAAAGACUGUCCCGCGUCGCGAUAAUUAAUUAUAAUUUAAUUAAUUUAUAGCUAAUUCUGACUGUAUCGUUGGAGGAUAUUGGGUAAAAUGAAGUGCAUAGCUGUGCUUCUGUGUGUGGUGGCAGCCGCCAGCGCUGUCUCCUUCUUUGACCUGGUUCGCGAGGAAUGGACCGCAUACAAGAUGGAACACAACAAACAAUACGAGUCAAAGGAAGAGGACAAGUUCCGCAUGAAAAUCUACGCUGAGAACAAGCACAAGAUCGCCAAGCACAACCAGAAGUACGAACAGGGCCAGGUCUCGUUCAGACUGAAACAGAACAAGUACGGAGAUCUGCUGCAUCAUGAGUUCGUGCACACCAUGAACGGCUUCAACAGGACUAACAAACACAAGGGUCUCCUGUCCAAGGCCGCUGGCGUCCGCGGCGCCACCUUCAUCUCUCCGGCCCACGUCACCCUUCCCGACCAAGUGGACUGGAGGAAGAAGGGCGCCGUCACCGAAAUCAAGGACCAGGGCAAAUGCGGAUCCUGCUGGUCGUUCAGUACUACCGGCGCUCUGGAAGGGCAGCAUUUCCGCAAGAGCGGCUACCUGGUGUCCCUCUCCGAACAGAACCUCAUCGACUGCUCCGCGGCCUACGGCAACAACGGAUGCAAUGGCGGACUCAUGGACAACGCCUUCAAGUACAUCAAGGACAACGGAGGCAUCGACACUGAGAAGUCUUACCCCUAUGAGGCUGUGGAUGAUAAGUGCAGGUACAACCCCAAGAACUCCGGUGCUGAUGAUGUUGGCUUCACCGACAUUCCUCAAGGAGAUGAGCAGAAGCUUCUAGAGGCGGUGGCUACUGUGGGACCAGUGUCUGUGGCCAUUGAUGCUUCGCAAGAAUCCUUCCAGUUCUAUUCCGAUGGUGUUUACUUUGAUGAGAACUGCUCGUCUGAGAACCUCGACCAUGGGGUGCUCGUAGUCGGGUACGGCACGGACGAGUCCGGCGGCGACUACUGGCUGGUCAAGAACUCGUGGGGCCGCAGCUGGGGGGACCUCGGCUACAUCAAGAUGGCGCGUAACCGCAACAACCACUGCGGCAUCGCCUCCGCCGCCUCUUACCCACUAGUUUAGAUCUAUAUCAACUCGAAAACAUUUCAAGCCCACUAACCCGGGGUUACGCGAUUAAACCGCUAACACAGUGUCAAAUUGUACUGGUAACCAUGGUAACUCCAAGUGUAACCGGUUAACCCCGGAUUAAUGGGAUGGUGCGUGGAUCUAAGAACUCCACGAAAAUAUCACUUGCUACCAACUCUACUUUGACUUGUAGACACAUUGGAGUUCUAAUAACGAAAGAUAGACAUACCAUAUCUACUGCCAAGAAAUCCUCGAAAUCGUCAGGUUGCCUUGCCACCUAAAGUACCAUUCUAUUGAACUUACUAACUAUGUAAACAAACCGCCAUAUUGAAAUUGUAAAAGAAUUAUGAAUUUACUAGUGAGUUUUGUUUACAUAGUUAGCAAGUUCUAUAGAAUGACAUUUGUUAACAAUGUUUACACAUUGGGGAUCUAAUAAAAUAACAAAAGAAACACCAUCUUAACAUCUACCAACAUCCAAAGAAAAUAAAAUUAUAUUUUUAUAAAUUCUAGACCUAAAAUAA